AUGUGCAUACCAGAAAUGCCCUCUGCCACCGCCACCGCUGUUACUGCUACCCCCCCUGCGUCCCUCAAGACCGCUGCUGCCCCCGUUGCUGCAGGCCAAAUCGACUUGUCGGCCCUCUUCGCAGUCGAUAAGGCCGCCCGCCAAGCUGCCGCUAAGGCUUUUGCCGCAACUGCUCAAAAAGACGGCCCUUCCGCCCUCCAAUCCAUCGGGUUCGGAGACGCUGUCGUCAAGGCUCUCGCCGACAAAAAAUCCCCUGCUACCCGUGAGGGCGCAGCUGAUGCCAUCCUCGCGCUCGUCAACAAUGGCGCUAUCAAGUCGCUUGAACCCAUCUUCAUCGACUCUGGCAUCUACAACGCCCUCCUCGAGGCAUUUGCCGACAAGAUGCCCGCUGUCCGGACAGCGGCCGUCGAGGCUGUGCGCGCAUACGUCGCUGCCAUGAACCCUUGGGCCACCGCGCUCAUUCUCCCCGCGCUCCUUCACGAGAUCAAAACUGCCGGCAAAUGGCAGAUCAAGAUUGGCUCCCUCGUCGCCCUCGACCAACUUGUCAAGAGCGCCCCAGUCCAAACUGCCCGCCUCAUGCCCGACAUCGUCCCUGUCCUCUCUGAGGCGAUUUGGGAUACCAAGGCAGACGUGAAGAAGGCCGCCCGGGAAUCGCUGACAAAGGCUACGGCUCUCGUCUCCAACAAGGACAUAGAACGCUUUAUUCCUGCUCUAAUUAAGGCUCUCAUUAAUCCUGUCGAGGAGGUGCCUAAUACCAUCAUGCUCCUCUCGGCUACCACAUUCGUUUCCGAAGUAGACUCGGCCACCCUUUCCCUCAUGGUCCCUCUUCUCUCUCGUGGUCUCUCCGAGAAGCUUACCGCCACCAAGCGCAAGGUCGCUGUUAUCGUUGACAACAUGGCCAAGCUCGUCGACUCUCAUGUCACUGUCCGACCUUUCAUCCCCAAGCUUCUGCCCGGCCUGAUCAAGGUUGAGAGCAUUAUUGGCGAUCCUGAAGCUCGCAGCGUCGUUAACCGCGCUAUCGCUACUCUCCGUCAAGUCGGCCAGGUUCCCGCCGAGUCUGACGGCUCCGAUCUCCCUGUCCUCCAUCACGCCGAUGAGAAGCAGCUUGCCCACUCCCUUGUUGCCGUUUACAAGAAGCUCGGCGGCACCAUCUCGCCCGGAAAUGUCGACACCAUGUACGCUGCCAACCUUGCCGCCAACUUGGUCAACGUCAAGAACUUCGAUGUUCCUGAGUGGGACACCCUCGCUCCGUACCUCGCCUUCGCCGCCUCUACGCCCGAGCCCAUCACCGUCGCUCGUGAGUGGGUCGUCCGCUCCGCUACCGAGGGCACCGAAGACGAGGAAGUUGCUGAGGAUGAAGAGGAGGGUGAAGAUCUUUGCAACUGCCAGUUUUCCUUGGCUUACGGUGCCAAGAUCCUGCUCAACACCGCUACUCUCCGCCUCAAGCGUGGCCACCGUUAUGGUCUUUGCGGAAAGAACGGUACCGGAAAGUCGACCCUCAUGCGCGCUAUCACCAACGGCCAGGUCGAAGGUUUCCCUUCCCCAGACGAGGUUCGCACCUUCUACGUUGAGCACGACAUCGACGGCAGUGAGGAGGACACCUCCGUUCUUCAAUUCAUCCUCAACGACACGCGCGUUCUCGCCUCGAAGGAGGAGAGCAUUGAGACCCUUGCAUCCGUCGGCUUCUCUGAUGAACGCCAGGCCCAAUCGAUUGGCAGUCUCUCUGGUGGUUGGAAGAUGAAGCUCGCCCUUGCCCGUGCUAUGCUCUUCAAGGCCGACAUUCUGCUCCUCGACGAGCCUACUAACCAUCUUGACGUUGUUAACAUCGCCUGGCUGGAGAACUACCUGACGAACCUCACUCACUGCACUUCGAUCAUUGUCUCGCACGACUCUAGCUUCCUCAACAACACCAUCACUGACGUCCUCCACCUGAACCGCUUCAAGCUCCGCAGGUACCGCGGUAACCUCGAGAAAUUCGUCGCCCAGGUCCCUGAAGCGAAGUCCUACUACACUCUUGAGGCUGCCGAGGACUACAAAUUCAAGCUCCCUGAUCCCCCUCUCCUCGAGGGUGUCAAGACCAAGGAGAAGUCGCUUCUUAAGAUGCGCAAGGUCGGCUUCCAGUACCCUUCCCAGCCCGUUCAACAACUCUACGACAUCACCCUCCAAGUCUCGCUCUCUUCGCGUGUCGCCAUUCUCGGUCCUAACGGUUCCGGCAAGUCGACUCUCGUCAAACUCCUCACUGGCGAGAUGGAACAGAACAAGGGUGGUGAGAUUUGGAAGCACCCCAACUUGGUCAUCGGUUACGUUGCUCAGCACGCCUUCCACCACAUCGACAACCACCUCGACAAGACCCCUCUCGAGUACAUGCUCUGGCGUUACCAGACUGGUGAGGAUCUUGAGGAGUUGCAGAAGGCCAACCGCCAGAUCUCGGAGGAGGAGUCGAAGAAGAUGAAGGAUGGUUCGCUCGUCGUUGUUGAGGGCCAGAAGCGCUUCAUCGACGAGGUCAUCACCAGGAAGAAGCUCAAGCAGUCUUACGAGUACGAGGUCUCGCUCAAGGGUCUCUCCUCGUCGGAGAACAUCUGGCUUCCCCGUGACGACCUCAUCAAGCGUGGUUUCGAGAAGAAGGUGCUUGAGGUUGACACCCGCGAGGCUCAGCGCCUCGGUCUACUUCGCCCUCUCGUUCGUCGCGAGAUCGAGAAGCACUUCGCCGACUUCGGUCUCGAGCCCGAGUUCGUCUCGCACAACACCAUGCGCGGUCUAUCCGGUGGUCAGAAGGUCAAGAUCGUCCUCGGCGCUGCUACCUGGCGUCGUCCUCACGUCAUGUGCCUUGAUGAGCCUACUAACUACCUCGAUCGUGAGUCGCUCGCUGCGCUCAUCGAGGCCCUCAAGGUCUUCGAGGGAGGUGUCCUCAUCAUCACCCACAACCGCGACUUCUCCGAGUCUCUAUGCAAGGAAGUUUGGGCCAUGCGUGACGGUCGUCUCGAGGCCUCCGGCCACAACUGGGUCGAGGGUCAGGGCGCAGGACCCCGCAUCGACAAGGGUGCUGCCGAGGAGGAGGAUCAGUACGACGCCAUGGGCAACAAGAUUGACACCAAGAAGGCGAAGAAACUCACCGCUGCUGAGGCCCGCAAGGCCAAGAAGGAGCGUAUGGCCCGGAAGAAGAGGGGCGAGGAUGUCACUGACGAUGAGCUAUAA
Molecule: messenger RNA, 3195 nt
Organism: Cyclocybe aegerita
Lineage: Eukaryota; Fungi; Basidiomycota; Agaricomycetes; Agaricales; Hemipholiotaceae
Source: the annotation of a GenBank genome assembly